CCUGCUUUUAGCUAACGUUAGCCAACAAGCCCAUACAUCGGCGAUACAUUAUGACUUAUGAUGACAGUCGUGGCUUUUAUUUUAUCCUCAUACAAACCUAUCACAUUCACAGUUUCAGCGCAUGUAUCGCCUUAAAAACUAGCGUAUUAUAAUCUGUUCAUUCUUGAACACCGAGUUUAUGUGUUUGUUAGAUUUGGUGACCAGGCCAACCGGGGCGGGGCAUGGUUCAGGUUCUGACCAAUCAUGGCGCUUCUAUGUCAAACUCCGCCUUUCGCGCUCGCUAGGGCUCAUUUAUUGAACGCACUUCCUGACUCUGACCAGACAAAGGGGGGCGCUUAAGGUCGUUUAUGUCACGUCGAAUAGUAAACAAACAACCAUUGUAGACGUUUGACAUGUGCGCUUAAGAAAUAGCUUCCUGUGCAUUUCUAAACGUGCAGCCUCCGUCCCUCGGCAUCAUAUUUCAACAGCAGGAGCAGUAGCUACUCUCAUCUCCAGCAGUUCCAGCUCCACCUUAACAUACGAUGUCGGCUUUCGUGCAGUUUUUUUGCAUUGACGUCAACCACAUACAGCACGAAACAGAGGCUUUCUUCAUAUUUCGUAUGCUUGAGUCGAAAUAUGGACAGAUAUCCAGACACUGGUGCUAGUUUUAGACCAAUCUGACUGCGACAGUGGCUAAUUUAGCGCCCAUCACUUUGAGGAAGACACUGCGUCCAAGGAUACCCGCAACACAUCCACUGGUAAAGAAAUGACACAUUCAUUCUCUCUAUUGCUGUUGCAGCAGCUGUUAUUCAAAAUAGAUGGAGUGGGGGUUGGGGUUUAUGUAAAGCACACAAGGAGGCUGUCAAUGAACAGAAACAUCCUUCAGGUGUCCAAAAGAGAUUACAGUGAAGCAUUUUGUGUUUUGUCAAGGAAUCAAUCGUCUUUGGGUGGAGAGGGGAGAGAAGAUUUUAAGAGACAAGCCUGGGAUGAACGGGACAAGUGCUUUACUCUGUUAGUUUUAGCUGUGGCAAUUGUGUUUUCACUUCUGCCUCAACCUCCUCUGUGUACCCAUGUCUCCAUUUGCAGCAUUGUUCUACGUUAUUCCCUUGGGCACGAGAGCAGAUUGUCCCCUCAAAGAGGAACAUGGUUUUUGUGGUCCAUUGUGUUUCGGAAAAUGGGACCUGAAACUAGUCGCCAGGCAGCUGUGGUGACAUUUGAUAUGUUCCUCAGUGGAACAGUGCAGAGUAUUUUCAGUGCCUCUGAACAGAUGACAACAUAAUUAAGAUGCAUUUGUUCUCAGUGCCUUGGGGUAUUUGGCCGGAAAGACAUGUGAAACUCAACUUCAUCACAAUAGAUGUGUUGUUUUGUUUUAGUCUGAAGAGUUGCAUGUGUUAGACUUCCAACUGAUCAAUAUUGUUCAUUGAUGAGGUUGUGGUGGCUGCAUAUUUGUUCUGAUAAGCUUGUUAUUGUCACAAACAACCCACUAUAUUUACAAACCCCAAUAAUGAAUUUAAAAUGAAAAGUAAAGCAUCACUAGAGGAUAAGGAUAUUUUAAAACAACACACUAUGUGGAUGCUCUGUGUCAGAGGAGUUCAGAGGCUUUACACUUCAACCCACUCUUAUCUUCUGCUCAUAUGUUUAUUUCUCUGCCCUUGUAGUGAAAAUAUUCUCUUCCUGAAGUCUGUUCUAGGCCGGUGAUGUUUCUAAUUCAGUAACUUCAUUCAGUAGUUUGCCUUAGUGCAUCCUAAAUAUUUAUCAGACAACAACUUCUAAGAUGCAGCCUGACGAUGGUUAUGCAACAUUCUGAAGUGUGUUCUCCAUCCGAGAGCAGGGCGGAUGAGAGGCUAACUCAGGCUACAUCCUACUCCCACCCUGCAUACCCGAGGCUGCAGCUGGGGUAAGGUGGGUGGGGUGGGGUUUCCACAGCUAAUUCUGGUGCAAUUAAACUGGCCAUUAUAAUAAGGAGUCAUUGUAAUAAGAUAAACUAAGACUGUCCAAUAGAUGAGAAGCCAGCAUUGAGAGGAUUCCAGUUUAAGUUUAAGUAAUAAUGUCCAUUCUCUAUUGUCAUAAUGUGAUUUAAGCAGUCUUGACACCGAAUGUCAAAUAAUUAGGCCAGCCAACCUACUACACUUUGUAAUUGUACUGAGAUUUCUGUCAUGCUGGUAGGCUUCCUGUCAUAGCUGUCAGGUUGGGUACUAUAACAGAAAAAACAGGUACAAUCAUUGUUCAGGACACCUGUCAUAACACCUGCCUCCCAGCAGAUCAACUAAGCUCUCGCAGGUGACAUUUUUUCAUAAUGACAAGACAUUAUUAAAAGUUAAUGACACUGGUAUUAACACACAGGAAAAUGUUUUUUAAUGUUUUAUAUGUAUGUUUCAGUUGCCCAGAGUGCGGCCCAGGCAAGAGCCAGCGACCGCCACAUCAGGCACCAUGAUGGAGGGGGGCAUGCAGCUGCUCAACCGCGAUGGCCACAGCAUCUCGCACAACUCGAAGCGCCACUACCACGACUCCUUCGUGUCCAUGAACAGGAUGCGACAGCGUGGCCUGCUGUGUGACAUUGUGCUCCAUGUCUCCAACAAAGAAAUCAAGGCGCACAAAGUGGUGCUGGCAUCCUGCAGCCCCUACUUCCACGCAAUGUUUACCAAUGAGAUGUCGGAGAGUCGGCAGACCCACGUGACCCUUCAUGACAUCGACUGUCAGGCUUUGGAGCAGCUGGUCCAGUACGCCUACACAGCAGAGAUUGUGGUCGGGGAAGGCAAUGUGCAGACGUUGCUCCCGGCAGCCAGCCUGCUGCAGCUCAACGGGGUGCGGGACGCCUGCUGUAAGUUCCUCCUCAGCCAGCUGGACCCCUCCAACUGCCUGGGCAUCCGGGGCUUCGCUGACACGCACUCCUGCAGCGAACUGCUCAAGUCAGCACACAAGUAUGUCCUGCAGCACUUUGUGGAGGUGUCCAAGACAGAGGAGUUCAUGCUGCUGCCACUCAAACAGGUCCUGGAUUUGAUCUCCAGUGACAAUCUCAACGUGCCAUCUGAAGAGGAAGUGUACCGGGCUGUGUUGAGCUGGGUGAAACAUGAUAUAGAUGGACGAAGGCAACAUGUACCCUGGCUGAUGAAGUGCGUGCGGCUGCCACUGCUGAGGCGAGACUUUCUGAUGAGCAACGUGGAUACAGAGCUGCUGGUGCGACACCACUCGGAGUGCAAGGACCUUCUGAUCGAGGCUCUCAAGUACCACCUGAUGCCCGAGCAGAGGGGAGUCCUCAGCAACAGCCGGACGCGCCUGCGACGCUGUGAGGGUGCAAGCCCUGUGCUCUUCGCCGUUGGUGGCGGCAGCUUGUUUGCCAUCCACGGAGACUGCGAGGCAUAUGACACCAGGACGGAUCGCUGGCACAUGGUGGCUUCCAUGUCCACUCGGCGGGCACGGGUGGGCGUGGCAGCCAUUGGGAACAGACUUUAUGCCGUUGGAGGGUAUGAUGGCACCUCAGACCUCGCAACCGUGGAGUCCUACGACCCCAUCACUAACUCGUGGCAACCAGAGGUUUCUAUGGGCACACGGAGGAGCUGCUUGGGUGUAGCCGUCCUGCAUGGCCUGCUGUACGCUGCUGGUGGUUAUGAUGGAGCCUCCUGCCUCAAUAGUGCGGAGCGUUAUGACCCUCUGACCAGUACAUGGACCUCGAUUGCUGCCAUGAGCACCCGUAGGAGAUAUGUCCGAGUAGCGACUCUCGAUGGCAGCUUAUAUGCAGUGGGAGGUUAUGACAGCUCCUCACAUCUCGCAACAGUGGAGAAAUAUGACCCCCAGAGCAACACGUGGACGGCUAUUGCCAACAUGCUGAGUCGGCGCAGCAGUGCCGGGGUGGCCGUGCUGGACGGCAUGCUGUAUGUCGCAGGGGGCAACGACGGCACCAGCUGCCUGAACUCUGUGGAACGGUUCAACCCCAAGGCCAACACCUGGGAGGGAGUGUCCCCCAUGAACAUACGCAGGAGCACCCAUGACCUGGUGUCUAUGGAUGGCUGGUUAUACGCAGUGGGAGGUAACGAUGGCAGCUCCAGCCUCAACUCCAUCGAGAAGUACAACCCACGCAGCAACAAAUGGGUCGCGGCCUCCUGCAUGUUCACACGGCGCAGCAGUGUAGGCGUGGCUGUCUUGGAGCUGCUGAACUUCCCACCACCCUCCUCACCCACCCUCUCGGUUUCCUCCACCAGCCUUUGACACGGGGUCACCGCUUGGCUGACUUCAGCCUCUGCUGCUCCAGCCCAGACUGGCUCUGGGAAGAAACGCAACUGCUCGGUUUGAGACUGGGAGGAGGAUGGGAGUGCACAGGUAAAUGGAUGGAGGGGGGAGAAGAGAAAGAGGGAAGAUGAGAAUAAGGCUCCUGUGGUCAUUAAUAUACAGUACCCUCCAAAAUUAGUGGCACUCGUGGUGAAGGUUGGCCAACCAUGGUUUACAAAAAAAUUACAAUGUAAUAAAAACAUUUUAAAUGUGCAGCACCCAAAAAAUAUUCCACAGGUAACUAUUAAUUAUCAUGAACAGUUAAGGGACAACUUAUGAUUCCUGAAUGAUCCAACACAAGAUAUUACAUUUCUAGUUUUUUUAUGGUCACACCAAUCUGGCUGCUCUUUACAAAGUUUUCCAUUAAUUCUGGACUGCACUGUAUCUGGUCUGGACACCUGACACUGCACCAUACGGAUGCCAGCUCCCACUCUCUUCAAGAGUCUAAAGAUGUGCCUGGAUGUGUUAGCAUGUCCUCGAGCUCCCGUUUUUUUCUCUCCCACCACUCCAGUGUUUGACACUCAUCGUGAAACACGGUGGACACUUCUGUCAUGCGUGAUGUAAAUGUUUUUGGUUUGAUGUUGUUGUCCUCUGCAAUACUUUUAUUUUGAUGUCAAGAUUUUUUGCAAUAAUGUAAAAAAAAGAAGAAGAAGAGAGAAACUGAAUGACUUUACUUUUGGAAUGUAGCUUUUGACUCAGUAUACCAUGCAUGUUUACGGAUUGGCAUUGACUCCGAACAGGAGGAUAAAACGUAGUGCCGCUGUGCCACACUAGGUGGCAGUAACAGGCAAUGUUAUAAACCCUUCCCUCACUGCAGGACAGCAUGGACACAGACAACAGAGAGAAGUCAGCCCCUCAGAACUGUAUACGAGUUUGAUCCUUUUUUUUUAUAUAAAAUAGAGAAGAAUUGUGUUUAACUAUAUGUAUUUAUAAAAAAAUAAAUUAUAAAUUCUAAUAUAUUCUGUUUUAAAGUGAGGAAACAGAUCAGACCUAUGCCUAUUUAAGAGUGUUUUUAAUAUAUUUAUUUAGGUGUGUGAUGUGCAUAUCGUCAAUUGAAAUGACAAAGAGAAUGUCUAAGGGAGAGAGAGAGGUUGUUGUUCAGUUUAUGUGCAUUUGGAGUUUCUCUUGGUUAAGAGGAAUGAUUGUUGCAUUUCGAUAUGCAGCAUUUGAUUUACAUUUCUUAAUGUUUGUUCACUGCCACAAGCAUGAUCACACUUGAAACUGUACCUUUUGUCUGCUACAUUUGUGCAAAAGGCUUUAGUUGCUUGCAAACCUAUUGACCAGUCAAUGAAAGGACUCUAUAUCGUCUUAAAUUAUUUUUAAGCGGACAUGAAGGUGGAUAUAAUCCUUGGACACAUGAAAAGUUUAAAAUGACAUUAAAGCAGCAAGUACUAGUUAACCUACUGUAUACCAACACUUGACACUAAUGAGUAAUGCCGUUGACACUUGGUGCUGUCAUAUCUCCUUCCAUACAUUAUCAAGUGUGGUGUCUUGUUCUAUUACCUCAUUGUUGAAACGGAUCAAACGCUAUUGCAACAAAGUUGAACUAGAAACAACUGUACAAUUAUCUGCAGAUAUACUGGCUAUCCAACGUGUGGUGGACGACUUGGGAAUGUCACCACUGAACUUCCAUUGUCUAAAAUAAAUGGAUUACCUUGAGUCUUCGUGACGCAAUUAAUACCCGGGUUCAGUUCAGAUGUUAUGUAGCGCAGUGAUACUAAUCCAAACUUCUGAGAAGUUGCCUUUUUUUUUCCUUUUUCUUUUGAAGGAUUUUGUUGAUCCAGUUCUGUUCAUCUCUAACUACCUUACUGUUCAUUUGUUAGAGCGGACCCAGUAGAAUAGUGGCUGUGAUGGUCUUAUGGAGAGUCAGGGCCAGACUUUAAGAGGUGUGCACACAAAACCACAUAAGACUUUGGCCUCCAUUCUGCUGAUUGAACUGUAAAUACAAAAAUUGUGAAUCUUAAAUCCAUUUGUGCAAUUCCAAUGUGACUGUAGCUAUUUUUCAGUUUGUGUUCGAUGUGGUGAUAAUUGUUUAUUUAUUAUAUGUUUGUUAUUUAUGAGGAACUUUAAAAUAUUGAAUUUUGCACUAUUGCGAAAUGGAGCAAUACACUGUAAAAAAAAAAUGAAAUAAAGACGUUUUCAGAUGUGA
Anarrhichthys ocellatus (wolf-eel) is the source of this 6394-nucleotide messenger RNA. RefSeq names its product kelch-like family member 17 (gene klhl17). Lineage: Eukaryota; Metazoa; Chordata; Actinopteri; Perciformes; Anarhichadidae. Gene Ontology annotation, molecular function: protein binding. Bases 2350 to 4185 code for a protein of 611 amino acids. The transcript is spliced from 11 exons. The record is from RefSeq and is a predicted model, not a curated record.